AUGGGGUUCUCCAGAACCUAUUUAAUCACUUAUCUUCUUCUCUUUGUCCCUUAUGCAACCUCAAUUACAUUCAACUUGACUAAUAUUGGUCCUCAGAAUCAGCAGGACAUAGUAAUGGAAGGUAAUGGAACUAAUAUUUCCAACGAUGAAAUUCGCUUGACCCCAGAUGAUAUAAUUAACUCCAAUCAGAGCAGAAAAACUGGGCGGGCGAUUUAUAGACAACGACUUCACCUUUGGGACAGCAGAUCAAAUGAGCUAGCAAGCUUCUCUACCAAUUUCACCUUUGCAAUUGACUCCGAAGGGCGUUCAUAUUAUGGGGAUGGCCUGACUUUCUUUAUUGCACAAAAUAAUUCUGUGAUUACACCUGGUAGUGCCAUGGGGCUUCCAAUUAAUGUAUCAACUAAUCGGCCAACAAAUCAAUUUGUUGCAGUGGAGUUUGAUACUUUUUGGAACCGUAACUGGGAUCCAACAGACUCUAGCAAUACUUCUGUUGGUGAUCAUGUUGGUAUCAGCAUCAGCUCUCUUAUAUCUGUUAGGUCUCAAAAAUGGUUAAGCAAUGUAAGUGGUGGCGGAGAGUGUCAAAGUUGGAUUACAUAUGAUUCUGUUUCAAAAAAUCUUAGUGUUUCCUUCACUGGUUAUCAAAACAAUACAGUUGUACGUCAAGAUGGACUUGUUUUCACAGUUGAUCUCAGGAGUGUGUUACCCGAAUGGGUUAUUUUUGGGUUUUCAGCAGCGAAUGGAGCUCUGGUCCAGAAAAAUACGGUUAAAUCUUGGACUUUCAAUAGUUCAAAUCUACCAGGUGAUGAAAACAACGAGCUGCCACCAGUCCCGAGCCCUGAUCCAGUAAAUAGGAAAAAUAGCAAUAGGAGGGUUGUUUUAAUGGUGGGUAUAAUAGUUGGAGUACCAAUUACUAUGGCUUUUCUUGGAGUGCUUGCAUUCAUUUUGUGGAGAAGGAACAAAAGGAGGGUUGACGAAACAGAAGAAAGUGGAUUUGCUAUGGAGAUGAACAAGGAACUUAAAAUUGGCACUGGGCCGAAACAAUUCUCUUACCAGGAAUUAGUUCGUGCCACUGAUAAUUUUGCUGAGACUGAAAAGCUUGGGGAGGGAGGUUUUGGUGGGGUUUACCGAGGUUUUUUACAGGAUUCAAACACAUAUGUUGCAGUAAAAAGGGUGUCAAAGAGUUCAAAGCAGGGGAUCAAAGAAUAUGCAUCUGAAGUCCGUAUCAUUAGCCGAUUGAGGCACAAAAACCUGGUGCAACUCACAGGUUGGUGUCACGAGAAAGGCAACCUUCUACUUGUUUAUGAGUAUAUGAAAAAUGGAAGUUUAGACUCACAUCUUUUCAAGGCAAAGACCCUGAUGACAUGGGCUACCAGAUUCAAAAUUGCCCAUGGCCUGGCUUCUGCUUUGUUGUAUCUACAUGAGGAAUGGGAGCAAUGUAUUUUGCAUAGAGAUAUUAAAUCCAGUAACGUGAUGCUGGAUUCGGAUUUCAAUGCAAAGCUUGGUGAUUUUGGGCUAGCUAAGCUGGUUGACCACGAGAAAGGCUUGCGAACUACAAAGAUGGCUGGAACGAUGGGUUACAUGGCCCCAGAAUGUGCAAUGACCGGAAAGGCAAGCAAAGAAUCAGAUGUUUUUAGUUUCGGAGUUGUUGCACUGGAAAUAGCUUCUGGAAGAAAACCAAUCGAUUACAAGGCUGAGGAAAAAAAAGUAUGGUUACUAGAAUGGGUUUGGGAGCUCUAUGGGACUGGGACCCUUUUAGAAGCGGUUGAUCCACUUCUAGGGUCAGAUUUCGAAGAAGAUGAACUCAAGACUUUGAUGAUCGUGGGAUUAUGGUGUGUGCAUCCUGAUCCAGAACAUCGCCCAUCAAUGAGACAAGCGAUUCAAGUACUGAACUCUGAAGCUUCAUUGCCUAUACUCCCCUCAAAGAUCCCUAUUUCGUCCUAUUGGACACCUUCCAUCCCUCAAAACACACCAUCAAGUAUGGUCUCUAAUAGAGAUUCUUCAAACCAGUCACUAUAUGUUGGUCGUUAA
This is a messenger RNA of Erigeron canadensis, 2028 nucleotides long. Its product is annotated as L-type lectin-domain containing receptor kinase IX.1-like. Bases 1 to 2028 code for a protein of 675 amino acids. Gene Ontology annotation, biological process: protein phosphorylation. Gene Ontology annotation, molecular function: protein kinase activity; ATP binding; carbohydrate binding. Lineage: Eukaryota; Viridiplantae; Streptophyta; Magnoliopsida; Asterales; Asteraceae. The transcript has a single exon. The record is from RefSeq and is a predicted model, not a curated record. Gene Ontology annotation, cellular component: plasma membrane.